AUGGAUGCCAACCAAGCUGGUGGUCACGGCUUUUGGAGGUAUCUGAUCAAUCCUCAGAAGCGCGCGACACCACAACUCGAGCAGCUCUGCCUCGGUAUUGCCAAAAUCAUUCCAACCCUCGAGCCUCGCUCCGACUCUGACCUCCUCACCCCGCAACGACUUGCCCUCUUCUACAGAGCAGUCGGCGGCAACUACGACUCUCUCUUCCUCAAUACCUCCGAACAUGGCCUUUCCUUUAUGUAUACCACUCUCGGCUGUUUCCACAGCUUGCAGCCUACACAAUCUCCCUUCGACACUCCCAAAAUACCUUGCCUGACUCCCACCGGCUUCGCUCGCUGGUUGACCAUUCAAAUGCUUCUAUGCCCUGAAGAGAACAUUGUCUUUUUGCAGAAAUCCGUUCAAGUCUGGAACAUUCCCGGCCCAAAUGGGACUAUCUUCCCCAAAUACAUCCCCAGAGAAGCCUUUCCGACUCGACCAGACGAGGAGAUGGAGAACUGGCAUAGAAUGGUCACGGGCAAAUUGAACCAAAAGAAUUACAUGCGCCGCAUUCAAAACUCCCCUUACCAAUCUCCUCAUCCAGAAGCCCAUGACCGACGGGAUGGCUAUUUCUCAGGCGGCCAAGUAGGCAAGCCAUCGCGGCUCUCGCGAAGCAGUUCGCGUGACGAUCAGACCGCCCUCUAUCGGAGACGAAGCAGUGUCCCAGACUUUGUCUCUCCCUCAGGCGAACGUGGCUCUCACUGGGAGCCGAAACACCCUGAGGGUCCUAGGAAGGCUAGAAGCCACUCCGCCCAACGAUCCCCUGCUCCUCCAGCCCGUCAACGAUCUCACACUGCUAGCGGUAACCAUGCCAGUCAACAGUCCGCACCAAAUCCAAAUAGCCCUUCCAACAGAAGACCUGGCGGAAAAGCCGAUCAGAACGGCCGACGAACUUCUGGAUACAACACUCACUAUAGAUCACCCGCACGCACUCCUUCAACCGUCGACGAAGAUACGGGCAGCGAGGCAAGCUCCGAAAACUCGCAGGCCGGCCCUCGUCCUCGCAGACCUGGCGAAGGUCGCCAGACCCGCCGUUCUAGUCUUUGGGUGCCCUCAAUUUUCAGGUCGCACAAACGUCGUCAUUCAUCUGAUGCAAGCUACCGUGCGCCUUCCAAACAUACACAACCUCUACGACCCGAGCACUACCGUGCGAGCAAUCCACAACCUCUACAACCUUCACAUCCUCAUCGUGGAGGCGGUGCCCCUCAAUGGCGUGAAUCUAAUUGGGAUACCGAGGUACCGAAUCCAAAGCCUGCUUCGCCUAUGCAAGCACAGGUACAUCCAGAUCCACGUGCUCCAACUAUCCGGUAUCCGGAUCAAAACAAUUUCGGACAGCCAUUAACCAGAGAAAGCAGCAGCGGAAGCGGUACAGAUCACAGACACCGCACAUCGGACUACGAAAGAAAUAGUCACCGAAGAGGGCACGCUGCACCGCCUCGAAUUGCGACAGUUGCAGGCGUCCACGGAAGACAAUAUCCCGAUGCUCUGAGUCCCAUUGAGAGACAACGGAAUCAUGUCAAUUCCCGUGGUGGCGUGGCAGCCGUUGUUUAG
Messenger RNA from Exophiala aquamarina CBS 119918, 1587 nucleotides. RefSeq lists its product as uncharacterized. The record is from RefSeq and is a predicted model, not a curated record. Bases 1 to 1587 code for a protein of 528 amino acids. The transcript is spliced from 2 exons. NCBI's taxonomy places the organism in Eukaryota, Fungi, Ascomycota, Eurotiomycetes, Chaetothyriales, Herpotrichiellaceae.